This is a messenger RNA of Paramecium tetraurelia, 372 nucleotides long. RefSeq lists its product as uncharacterized. Lineage: Eukaryota; Ciliophora; Oligohymenophorea; Peniculida; Parameciidae. The transcript has a single exon. The record is from RefSeq and is a predicted model, not a curated record.
AUGAUAAAAUAGGUAAACCAAUUAAUUGAUGCUUCAGGUUCAAUUAGAAAUUGUUGGUAAUGGUUGGCUAAUUUUUGGAGUAAGAGUAUUCCUAAGGAUAAUUCGAUUGCCAUUACAUUCUCAAAUUAUCCUACAGUAUUGAAAGGUGAGAAAGUAAUUCAUCAGGAUAUUUAAGAACAUGGAGGAGGGGGAGCUUAAAUUGUUCUCGCCUUUGUUGAAUUUGAAAAUCAAUUAGCAAAUAUUUCUGUAAAUUAAAAAUUAACUGCGAUAUUCAUUAGUGACGGAGCGGAUAGUAUGGUAACGACUUUGGAUAGAAAAAUGAAACAGAAUCUGUCAGGUAAUUUGCUAAAUCAUCGAAUCAAUUUCAUAUGA